Molecule: messenger RNA, 906 nt
Organism: Psilocybe cubensis
Lineage: Eukaryota; Fungi; Basidiomycota; Agaricomycetes; Agaricales; Agrocybaceae
Exons: 5
Coding region: 1-906 (301 amino acids)
Source: RefSeq, a predicted model, not a curated record
AUGAUAUACGCAUCAAACAUCACAUCUAAUAGCCAGCAGAUUCUCAACCCCGCCACGCCCACGGCGUACCUUCGUCCUGACGAGGCAUUCCAGGUUGUAAUCACAACAUAUGUCAUAGUUGCUUCCUGUGGGGUUUUCAUCUGGGAUGUCAUCACUAACUUGGGGAACGACUACACGCUGGUGUCAAAAUAUCCUGUGAGGUUUCCGACGAUUGUAUACGUGCUAUCCAGAUUGGCUACGUUUGGAUAUGUCCUUGCAGCAACAAUAUACCAAACCGCGCCAGUGGGAAACUGCGCUCGGUUUGAGAUGGCGUUGAACGCCUUCAACACACUCGCAAUUCCUAUCACAUCCAUCCUUUUCUUCAUCCGUGUGAGGGCCAUCUAUGAAAACGAGAGGUAUAUCUCCAUCUUCUUUUCGAUCAUGUGGCUAGCUGUCUUCGCCGGGAGUUUGUCAACAACGUUCGGUGUCACUGGAAUAUCGAUUGGCCCUACCCGCUACUGCAUGAUCAGCAAAAUGUCGCCUUACGUCGUCGCUGCCGGGGUGGUUCCCCUCGUGAACGACACCCUUAUAUUCUUUGCAAUAUCUUGGCGCUUGACAAAAAACUCUCUGCACCAUCUGGAUUUCCAAGUCGGGUUCCGGGCCAUUGUGUUUGGUGACUACAUGCCAGUAUUCUCGAGGUCGUUGCUGCAGGACGGACAGAAGUAUUACUUGACAACUGUUUCUUGUGGCCUUGUAGCAGUAGUUCUGCUCACUGCCAGCACUAUUCCUGUUACAUAUAGAACAAUACUGAUUGUUCCUAAUUGCAUUCUCACAAACAUUAUGGCUUGUGGAGUUUUUAGGAGGACAAAAUUCACACAUUUAACAGAGGGUAGUGGGACACCAACCUCUCUUUCAUUUCUUGUAUAG